This is a messenger RNA of Triplophysa rosa, 2702 nucleotides long. It is a transcript of the gene ip6k2b, whose product is annotated as inositol hexakisphosphate kinase 2b. The coding region runs from base 271 to 1569 and encodes 432 amino acids. Gene Ontology annotation, biological process: phosphatidylinositol phosphate biosynthetic process; inositol phosphate biosynthetic process. Gene Ontology annotation, cellular component: cytoplasm; nucleus. NCBI's taxonomy places the organism in Eukaryota, Metazoa, Chordata, Actinopteri, Cypriniformes, Nemacheilidae. The record is from RefSeq and is a predicted model, not a curated record. Gene Ontology annotation, molecular function: inositol hexakisphosphate kinase activity. The transcript is spliced from 5 exons.
UUACGGCAGCGACUCGUGAGGUAACACUUGCGCAGUUUGUCCGUAGUGUUAAAUACCAUCGUAAAGCUUUAAAACAGUACGUAAUAUAACAGAUAUCCGUCUGGAUUACUAUUUCAUUUUACACGGAACUAUAUUUUUUAUUUUCGCUUUUCUCCUUAGCUUUUUUCAGCCUUUGUGCCUGAACUGCCACCAGGGAACAGCAGAGCAGGCGGUGAAAGAAAAACAGACAGACUGACACAUCAGCGCGAGGUACACGGAUGUGCGUGGAGGAUGAGUCCGGCUUUAGAAGCGCUGAUGGAGGGGUGUAGAUACCCGGGUAAAGGAGAAAUGAAGGGUGGUGUGAUGUUGGAACCAUUUGUUCAUCAAGUUGGUGGUCACUCUUGUGUAUUGCGCUUUGGGGAACAGACCAUCUGCAAGCCACUAAUACCCCGAGAACACCAAUUUUACAAAAGCUUGCCACCCGAGAUCCGUAAAUUCACGCCUCAGUACAAAGGUGUGGUGUCGGUGAGCUUUGAAGAAGACGAGGAAGGGAAUCUGUGUUUGAUUGCAUACCCGCUCCACAGCGAUCCAGACGAUUUGGAGAACAAGGAGCCCUCUGCUGACGGCGAGUCUAAGAACAAGCUUGUUAAGUGGGGAAAAAAGAAGCAAUCAGUCCUACUCUCAGAGAACGAGAGAACCAGGCUGAGCCGCAAAGAGGAGAAGGGCAAAAGUAAUCGGGAUGAUGAAGCUGAAGUUUUGUACUACAGUCUGGAGAAAGGAAAUGUGGUUCCUCAAAUCAAGCACAACCCUUGGAGUCUACAGUGUCACCAGCAACAUCUACAGAGAAUGAAAGAGAACUCCAAACACAGAAACCAGCACAAAUUCAUUCUACUUGAAAACUUAACAUGGCGGUACCGGGUUCCAUGCGUUCUCGAUCUGAAAAUGGGAACACGUCAGCAUGGGGACGAUGCCUCUGAGGAGAAGAAAGCCAAUCAGAUACGCAAAUGCCAACAAAGCACUUCCUCUUCUAUAGGGGUUCGCCUCUGUGGCAUGCAGGUUUAUCACAAUGCUACAGGGCAGCUGAUAUUUAUGAAUAAGUAUCAUGGCCGCAAAUUGAGUCUGGCUGGAUUUAAAGAGGCUCUGUGCCAGUUCUUCAGUGAUGGACGUGUCCUGUGCAGAGAACUUCUGACCCCGGUGCUUCAAAGACUGAGAGAGAUGAGAGCUGUUCUGGAGGCUUGCGAAAGCUAUCGUUUCUUCUCCUCCUCACUUCUUAUCAUCUACGAUAGCGCACCACCUCCCGCCCCAGCUAGAUCCCGGCCCUCUCGUGGAGGAGAGGAGGGAGAUGAAGACGACGAUGACGAAGAUGAUGAUGAGGAGGACGGAGCCUAUGGAGGGCGCCGCGAUCACUCCAGCGGCCCUGGUUUGGUUUCGCCAACGGUGGAUGUGCGAAUGAUUGAUUUCGCGCACACAACAUGCCGUGAUUACGGAGAGGAUGGUAUUGUUCACGAGGGUGGAGACAGUGGUUACAUCUUUGGCCUACAGAAUCUCAUCAGCAUUCUGUCACAGCUUGAAGAGCACAGCAACGAUUGAAUGCUUGUGCACCGCCUUUUCAAUGCAAUUGCCAUGCCAGGCUUAUCGUGGGCACCCUGACCAUGUCGGCUGGGUUAAAGUUCGCGCUUAGAUUGCCUGUUGUGCUUCCUCAAAGCCAAAGCAGAAGUGGUCACGUAAACGGGGGUCAAAGGUCAAUCCUGAAUUCCCAGAGUACCUCAGGAGAGGUUGUUUUUGAACUCACUCACUCAGGGGCAGGAGUGCGGACCCUCUCUCUGCCUGCUGUUUCUGCUCGUCCCGAAUGACUGAGGGACAGCAGUAGAUGAGUUUCGCGCGAUCUCAUCUGAUCAUUUUUAUUUGUUCUCUUCAUCUAUGAAAAAUGUGGAAAUUAAGAUGAUGUUUGCGUUAAAUAAGCUUUCAUUAAAGACUUAUUAAAGCAAAAACAGAGAAUAAUGUGGACAAAAGAGAUGGUUUCUCUUACACACAUCUUUUAAUAGGAAGUGGGUUUGUAGCAAGGAACUGUUAGUUAUUUUGUCGUUUUAUGAUAAAGUUUGGUAGCACAAAGAUAAAUCAAUAAGACAAAAUUGAUACUUCACAACUUGGCAACAAAUAUCACGGUGCUUAAUAAACACUAAGCAGGACCCUGCAUGAGCAGGAUACAAGUUAUUUUGUUGUUUUAUGAUAAAGUUUGGUAGCACAAAGAUAAAUCAAUAAGACAGUUGAUACUUCACAACUAGGCAACAAAUAUUACGGUGCUUAAUAAACACUAAGCAGGACCCUGCAUGAGCAGGAUACAAGGGAAGAGAGGUUUUUUGGAGUGUGUGGAAGAGGGAAUUCGCAUAGCUCUUCUCCACAUUCCUUACUAUAUAAGACUCUUGGACAUUUUGUGGGGACAGCUGACAAUGUCAUAUGGAUAUCCAAAUAUUUUUCAUUGUCUUGGUUCCUCUUCAUUCCUUAGCCAUGUGUCUGAAAUCGUCACUCCAGAGACUUUAAAGAGAGCCCUAUUUAUUUAAGAGUAUUUCUAUCAAAUGUGAAAUAAAGUGUUAAAUGGAAAUGUGACAUUCCAACCUUUACUUCUUUGUUAUGAUGUAAGCGAUGUAGGUAGUGAAACGGUUUAUAUGAUUUCCCCUGUUUUUGACAUUAUGAAACAAAAUAAAGAUAAUUCUGUUUUUGUU